Salvia splendens (bonfire salvia) is the source of this 2015-nucleotide messenger RNA. Its product is annotated as calcium-transporting ATPase 8, plasma membrane-type. Gene Ontology annotation, cellular component: intracellular membrane-bounded organelle; plasma membrane. The record is from RefSeq and is a predicted model, not a curated record. Gene Ontology annotation, biological process: calcium ion transmembrane transport. NCBI's taxonomy places the organism in Eukaryota, Viridiplantae, Streptophyta, Magnoliopsida, Lamiales, Lamiaceae. Bases 1 to 1752 code for a protein of 583 amino acids. The transcript is spliced from 17 exons. Gene Ontology annotation, molecular function: P-type calcium transporter activity; ATP binding; ATP hydrolysis activity.
AUGACUGUGGUGGAGGUAUCUGCAUGUGGAAAGAAAAUUGAUCCACCUGACAAUAAAUCACUUCUCCCUUCUAAAGUUUUCUCUCUACUGAUUGAGGGCAUUGCACAAAACACAACUGGAAGCGUAUUUGUGCCUGAAGGUGGUGGAGCUCCGGAACUUUCGGGAUCACCAACUGAAAAGGCAAUUCUGCAGUGGGGAGUAAAUCUUGGAAUGGAUUUUCUUUCUGUUCGUUUAGAUUCAGUUAUUAUUCAUGCCUUUCCAUUUAACUCAGAGAAGAAGCGAGGUGGUGUCGCACUAAAAGUGUCUGAUUCUGAAGUUCACGUGCACUGGAAAGGGGCUGCAGAAAUAGUACUUGCGUGCUGCACAAGUUACAUAGAUACGGAUGACCAUGUGGUGCCGCUUGACGAAGAAAAGUUAUCAUCUUAUAAGAAAGCGAUUGAAGAUAUGGCUGUAGAGAGCUUGCGUUGUGUGGCCAUUGCCUACAGGCCAUAUGAUGCAAAGAGUGUUCCAUCCGUUGCCGCAGAACUCGAAAAUUGGCAAUUACCUGAGUCGGACCUUAUUUUGCUGGCCAUUGUCGGUAUCAAGGAUCCUUGCCGACCAGGUGUAAAAGAUGCUGUCCAGUUGUGCACUAAUGCAGGUGUUAAGGUGCGCAUGGUCACUGGUGACAAUCUUCAAACAGCUAAAGCAAUUGCCUUAGAGUGUGGUAUAUUAAGCUCUGGUACAGAUGCAACUGAGCCUAACAUUAUUGAAGGAAAGACAUUCCGCACCCUUACGGAAUCACAGAGAUUAGAUAUCGCUGAUAAGAUUUCGGUGAUGGGAAGGUCGUCACCAAAUGACAAACUCCUGCUUGUUCAAGCAUUAAGAAAGAGGGGACAUGUAGUUGCUGUUACUGGAGAUGGUACGAACGAUGCUCCUGCACUACAUGAGGCUGAUAUUGGUCUUGCAAUGGGUAUCCAAGGCACAGAAGUUGCAAAAGAGAGUUCAGAUAUCAUUAUAUUGGAUGACAAUUUUUCUUCUGUUGUGAAGGUUGUCCGAUGGGGAAGAUCUGUUUACGCCAAUAUUCAGAAAUUCAUACAGUUUCAACUUACGGUUAAUGUUGCUGCUUUGAUUAUCAAUGUUGUUGCUGCAGUUUCUGUUGGCAAUGUUCCACUGAAUGCUGUGCAGCUUCUCUGGGUGAACCUUAUCAUGGACACAUUAGGAGCACUUGCGCUAGCCACUGAGCCUCCUACUGAUCAUCUCAUGCGUAGAGCACCUGUUGGUAGAAGGGAACCCCUUAUAACGAAUAUCAUGUGGAGGAAUUUGUUAAUACAGGCUUCAUAUCAAGUCACUGUGCUCUUAAUCCUCAAUUUCCGGGGAAGGGAUAUCCUGAAUCUGCAGAACGAUGACAAAGAUCACGCUUUCCGAGUGAAUAAUACACUAAUAUUCAACGCAUUUGUCUUCUGUCAGGUAUUCAAUGAAUUUAACGCUCGAAAGCCAGAUGAGGUGAAUGUGUUUAAAGGUGUCACUAAAAACCGUCUGUUCAUGGGAAUAAUCGGCCUUGAAGUAGUGCUUCAGGUUAUCAUAAUCUUUUUCCUGGGGAAGUUUGCCACCACUGUUCGGCUGAGCUGGAAACUGUGGCUUGUGUCAAUUGCUCUCGGUAUUAUCAGCUGGCCUCUUGCUGCUAUCGGAAAACUAAUUCCUGUCCCCGAGAAGCCCAUUGCUGAAUUCUUUACGAAGAAAAUCCGUAGAGAGAGAAACUCUGAUGAUGGUUAAGAUUUGGUUUCGGGUUUAUGGCAGUAUAGGCUAACAUUUGCAUAGAAAAGAGAAAUACUAACAAGAAUAUAGAGGCAAGGUAGAGGAGGUUGGUUUCAUGUUAUGGUUUCUGUUUCCACAUCAACUGGAGUUAUUCUUUUAAUGCCUCGACACUUUCUAAAGUCUUAUUUCCGGAUAUUAUUGUAAAUUAGCUAUUUGAUUUCUCUAUCACAUUGUGUUUUUGGCAAUUGGGUUUUAUUAUCUAGAAAAACAUAUGUUUAUUA